CCCAACAAAGUGUAGAGGAAGCCCAAUCCGAGGAAGUCUGCCCAAGAGCUGCAAGGGUUGGACCCAGAGAGGGAGGAGAAUGGGACCAUUGAAGGAGAAGCUCCAGAGCCUGCAGUGCCAUUUCACCUGGACCUUUGAGGUCAGGGACAAGGUGGAUGCGGAACACAACCUUCAGACGUUACGUCUCCGGCUGGAACACACCUCAUUCCCUAAUCGGGGUGCCUACCUAGCCCUGAAGGCCUACCUGCACCACCUCCAAGCGGACAACAGUGAAGCAUUGGAGAGCCUUCAAGAAGCGGAGGAGGCUCUCCGGGAGGACCACCCCACCAACUUCUCCCGCCAGGCCCUAGUGACCUAUGGCAACUUUGCCUGGAUUUAUUACCACUUGACCAACUACGAGAAGGUGGAGCUCUACCUGGAGAAGAUCCAUGAGACUUGCCAAGCUCUCUCCAGCCCCGAGCCCUACUCUGUUGCAAUCCCUGAAAUCCAUGCCCAGAAAGGGUGGUCCCUGCUGGCUUGGGGCUUCCGGAAUGGACUGGAGGCCCAGGAGUGUUUCCAGUUGGCCCUGAGAGGAGAUGGGUCCAAUGGGGAAUACCAGGCAGGUCUGGCAUACUCUGCCUAUGCCUUGUGGUGCCACACUAUGAAUGCAGAACUCAACAAAGAAGCACAAAGAUUGUUGGAAGAGGUUCUUGAUCACCAGCCUCAAAAUGCUGAAGCCAAAGUGUAUUUGGCCAACGUAAUCAAGAGAAAAGACAGAGCGAGAGCAGAGAGCUUGGUGGAGGAUGUGGCCCAGAACAGCCUCAACCCAGAGGUCCUGAGAAAUGCUGCCAAAAUAUGUGUGCAUUUGCCUCUAUCCCUAUCCCAGGCAAUUGCAGUUCUGAAGAAAGCCAUAGCCCUGAGUCCUAACUUCCACCUGCUUUACUAUGACCUUGGUGUCUGCUACAAGAAUCAGAUGAAGAAGGCAUCACGGGAAGAAAAAGAAGAGCUUGUAGCAGCAGCCAUUGAGAACUUCAAGCAGGCUUUGGAAAAGGAUCCUUUUUCUGUGUUCUCCCAGCUGGAGUUGGCCAAAUUGUAUGGAGAAAAGUCCUUGGCUGAUGAGGAAGAGAUUUACCAGAACCUGAUGGAGGAUCUCCCCAACCACAGCCAACGAUGCCAGCAGGCCAUCUACUUGCACUGGGGGGACUUCCUGCUCCACAAGAAAAGAAACAAAGAGGGGGCCCUGGAGAUGUACACAAAGGGCUUCCAGAUUUCAGGCGGCCAUGGCAAGGAACAGGCUCAGCUGAAGAGCCGCCUCCUGAAUCUAGCAACGUUGUUCCAGGAAGAGUCUGAAACACUGCAAGCCAACCGGAUCCAUGAAAUGGUUGGGCUUCCGCAUGAAGAAAGAUUUCAGUCAAGAUUUGGAAGAAUUCAAAAAUCUCAAGAAUGAGCCGGAGUUGUGGAUUAGUCCUACCACUUCCAGAGAAAUUGGAGAAGUCUUCAUCUGGAGCAGAGAUCUCAAUCCUACCUAUGAUACUAGUGGAGGAUCCAUCAUUGCUUGCUUUUUUCUGUAGAAGACCUCUUUGUCAACCACGGAAAGGACUUCCUUGGAAGAUGGUGGCCUUUUAGAGGGACCACCACCAUGGAUCCUUACCCUGCUAGCAAAGUUGGACUAGAUGGGUUGUCAUGUUCCUUCCAUCUCUUUGACCUUCCCAAUGCCACCCAUGCCCCAUUGUAGUUGAUGUUGACUCUCAAGUCCCACUCCCUGCUUCCCUCACCGGUUGCAAUGCCUUGUCUGUGUGGCUAAGCCAAGGACAAUCCUUUGUUGAUACAAGAGGAGUAUUUGAAGCAAGAUCUGGAGGCCAGGCCAGUUAGUGUCCAUGCAGAGAAUGGUGUAGGAUGGAAGAGAGUCCCCAUCUUCUCCUUGGCCUCAGGCAGCAAAAUAGCUUCGGAUAGCCUCCAUAGGAAACGCUCUUUGUGCAACAAGUGUCAGGCGCAUGAAUCCUAUUGCUUAUGUGUUCUGUGUUUUGGUCUUUCUCCUGUUUGAUUAAUGUGUAUUUUACAGAAAUGCUCUGAUACAUAUCUUUUAUGGAACUGCAUUUUAUAGUAUUUGUGUGUUUUUGAGUUUGCUGUGACCCACCUUGAGCUAUAUUGAGAGGCGGGUAAGAAAUAAUAAUAAUAAUAAUAAUAAUAAUAAUAAUAAUAAUAGUUGUUGUUGUUACGUGCUUGGUUGUAAUAGUUGUACAUAUUUAAACUGCAUGCAUUGAUUUGCUUUGCGUGUCGAUGUUUUCUGCCGUGACCUAUUUCUCAUCCCUAACAGUGUCCACUGUGUGAUUAACAACUCUGCUAUCUUAAAUAAAGUUUAUUUGCUUUGAGAACUU
Messenger RNA from Anolis sagrei ordinatus, 2357 nucleotides. RefSeq names its product interferon-induced protein with tetratricopeptide repeats 5-like. Gene Ontology annotation, biological process: defense response to virus. NCBI's taxonomy places the organism in Eukaryota, Metazoa, Chordata, Lepidosauria, Squamata, Anolidae. The record is from RefSeq and is a predicted model, not a curated record. Gene Ontology annotation, molecular function: protein binding. Gene Ontology annotation, cellular component: cytosol.